UUACUGGCAGUAAAAGGAGGAAAAGGCAAAUUUCAUCUCAUCUGGUUCAUCUGUUUAUGUACAGUAGGCGUAAUAAUAAUAUUCAGUGUUGAGGGGCGCGCCCCACCUUCACGAGCCUCUCUCUCUCUCUCAUUGGUACCACUAUUAUUGUAGUCCCCAAUAGCAUCAGUUUUUCUCUCUCCCCAAAACACCACACACUCUUCUCUUUUUCUCUCUCCAUAUGUGAAAAACCAAGCACCUCUUCUCCAAUCCUCGAUUCUUCUUCUUCACCACUUGUUUUGAGUUAGCCCAGAGAAAUCUCUUGGCCGGCGCGGCGGAAUAAAGAGGUGAGGAUGAAGCGGGAGCCUAUGAAUCAAGAGAAUUUCUCGAGCAGCGGCAGCUGCAGCUCCUCCACCAAACCUAAGAUGUGGUCGUGCGACGCUGAUGACGAACUCUUCGCCGUUCUGGGCUACAAGGUCAAGUCUUCCGACAUGGCGGAGGUGGCGCAAAAGAUCGAACAGUUGGAGCAAGUGAUGGGCAGCGUUCAACAAGACGGUCUCUCGCAGCUGGCCUCCGAUACCACGCACUACAACCCUUCCGAUCUCUCCUCCUGGCUCCAGUCCAUGAUUUCCGGCCUCAAUCCCAUGCCCGAUUUCGAUUCCUUCCUCGAUUCCUCCACCAUAGAUAACUCCAGCGUCAACCAAAUGGUGGUCGACUCCGAUCUCACCGCCAUCCCGGGACAAGCAGUCUACCCUAGGACCAAACCCCCACAUCAGACGCAGACGCAGACGCAGCCGCUGCCCAAGAAAUUGAAACUUUCGCCGCCGACCGAGUCGGUUGUCCUGGUUGACUCGCAGGAGAACGGCAUCAGACUGGUUCAUUCCUUGAUGGCCUGCGCGGAGGCCGUACAGCAAGAGAAUUUCAAAUUGGCUGAAGCUCUUGUGAAAAAUAUCGGAUUUUUAGCUGUAUCGCAGCCAGGGGCGAUGCGAAAAGUGGCUACCUAUUUCGCCGAAGCCCUGGCCAGGAGAAUUUACAGAUUGUAUCCCAUAAAUCAGCUCGACUCUGCCUUCACCGAUUUGUUGCAAAUGCACUUCUACGAGACCUGCCCCUAUCUCAAAUUCGCACAUUUCACUGCAAAUCAAGCAAUUCUGGAAGCAUUCGCCGGUAAACAUCGAGUCCACGUCAUUGACUUCAGCAUCAAACAGGGGAUGCAGUGGCCGCCCCUUCUCCAAGCCUUGGCCUUGAGGCCCGGCGGCCCUCCUAGAUUCCGCUUGACUGCGGUUGGGCCGCCGUCACAGGAUAACACGGACCAUUUGCAAGAAGUGGGACGGAAGUUGGCACAGUUAGCCAAAACCAUCGAUGUGGAGUUUGAGUACAGAGGGUUGGUGGCGAAUUCGUUGGCGGAUCUGAGUGCGGCGUUGCUGGACACAAGGGAAGGGGAAACGGUGGCCGUGAAUUCGAUCUUCGAGCUGCAUCCAUUGCUGGCGAAGGCGGGGGCUAUCGAGAAGGUGCUGCAAGUAGUGAGAGAAUUGAAGCCGGCAAUCAUGACGGUGGUGGAGCAGGAGGCUAAUCACAACGGGAGUGUUUUCUCGGAACGGUUCACGGAGGCGCUGCAUUACUACUCGACCCUUUUCGAUUCGUUGGAGAGCUGCGGCGGCGACGGGGCGGUGAGCGAUCAAGACAAAGUGAUGAGCGAGAUAUACUUGGGGAGGCAGAUAUGCAAUGUGGUGGCGUGCGAGGGUGCGGAGCGCGUGGAGCGGCAUGAGACGUUGUGUCAGUGGCGACGGCGGUUGGGAGCGGCGGGGUUGGAGGCGCUGCACCUCGGCUCCAAUGCGUACAAGCAGGCGAGUAUGUUGCUCGCCUUGUUUGCUGGUGGCGAUGGCUAUAGGGUGGAUGAGAAGCAUGGUUGUUUGAUGCUCGGAUGGCAUACCAGGCCGCUCUUUGCUACCUCUGCCUGGAGACUCGCUUGACCAUUCAUUCUCUCACUUGCUCUUUUUCUUUUUUUCAUCUCCAUGUGCUUCUCUUCAAAGAUACAUCAUUGUUGUUCAUUCUUCUUUUGCUUUCUACUCUGUUUUUAGCUUUACUGGAAUUGAAAAGAAAAGAUGAUGCUGCUGUAGCUGUAAUAAUAAUAAGAAAUCACAUUUUCUGCACCCUAA
Molecule: messenger RNA, 2135 nt
Organism: Salvia miltiorrhiza (redroot sage)
Lineage: Eukaryota; Viridiplantae; Streptophyta; Magnoliopsida; Lamiales; Lamiaceae
Product: DELLA protein GAI1
Exons: 1
Coding region: 333-1949 (538 amino acids)
Biological process (GO): regulation of seed dormancy process; regulation of DNA-templated transcription; salicylic acid mediated signaling pathway
Cellular component (GO): nucleus
Molecular function (GO): DNA-binding transcription factor activity; sequence-specific DNA binding
Source: RefSeq, a predicted model, not a curated record